AUGACGAUCUGUACUUAUAGCGCCCGAACGCUUGCAUCGGAAGCGGCCAUCAAAGAUCUGAUGAUGCAUGCCAAGAAGAUUAAAUACGACUUCAUCGGACUAACCGAGACGAGACGACGUCACCCUCUCAAUGUCGUAUAUGAAACUGGAGAAGAACUGUUCUUAGGAACAUGCGACAGUAGAGGAGUUAGUGGAGUUGGCGUCCUCGUCAACACGAGUAUGGCAAAGAACAUCGACUCUUUCAAACAACUUACGACGCGAAUCGGACGUCUGCGGAUGAGAAGAUGUGGUCCAACACGAACUUUGACUAUGUUAGUCGCUUACGCUCCAACAUCAAGCUACGAAGAAGAAGAAAUCGAAGCUUUCUAUAUGGACCAAGAGAAGUCUACCGAGCAGAUCAUGCCUUCAACAAAGUCAUAA
Necator americanus (New World hookworm) is the source of this 420-nucleotide messenger RNA. RefSeq lists its product as uncharacterized. NCBI's taxonomy places the organism in Eukaryota, Metazoa, Nematoda, Chromadorea, Rhabditida, Ancylostomatidae. Bases 1 to 420 code for a protein of 139 amino acids. The record is from RefSeq and is a predicted model, not a curated record. The transcript has a single exon.